UACUUACUUGACUUGUUAGAAAUCUUUGUUGUUUUGUUUUGGUUUCUGGUAUAAAUUGUAUAACAAGAUUUUUGUAUUAAUCAUUGUUAAUUUUAAGACUGUUCACACGUUAAUUGUUUUAUUUUUCUGUGAUUUAAAUAUAUUAUUGUGAUGUUGAUUUUAUCUAGACUAGAAGGUGGGCUCAAGCGUGUCAACCAUGCUUCUGUCGUUGUCAAUGGACUCAUCUAUAGUUUCGGUGGGUAUAUUGGCCUCGAGAAAUACAACGUUGAGAGGCCCAUUGAUGUUUACAUUCUUAAUAUGGUCACUUUAAGAUGGAAAGAGCUCGCAUACUCUGAUUCAGGCAACUCUGCUAAUGUUCCGUUCAGAAGAUAUGGCCAUAGUGCAGUAGCGUGCGAUAACAUUAUUUAUCUGUGGGGUGGUCGAAGGGAGGAAGCUGCAUGCAAUAAACUAUUUCUUUUUGAUACAAAAACGCGAAAGUGGUCAGCCCCGAAAGUUAAAGGACCGAUUCCUGGAGCUCGUGAUGGUCAUUCUGCUUGCAUAUUUGAAGGAUUUAUGUACAUUUUCGGAGGGUUUGAGGAAGAGAGUCAAGAAUUUUCUGAUACUGUUUUCCGUUUUGAGUUAAAAACUUGUACAUGGCAAGUUGUAUAUCAGCUGACUUCUGAUAUACUCAGGAGAGAUUUUUUAACCUCUGUGGUUAUAAAUGAUAAAAUUUAUCUUUUUGGUGGACGGUCAUACAAUGGCCCAUAUUACGAUAAUAAGAUAUUGGAAUUAGACCUCCAGUUGAUGAGCUGGUGUCUACCAGUUAUCGAAGGAUACAAGCCAGUCGGCAGAAGGAGCCAUUCAGCUGUAGUAAUUGACAACAAAAUGGUGGUCUUUGGUGGUUACAAUGAUAUUACCGAUGAACAUUACAACGACUUUAAUGUCUUUGAUCCUAAAACCUAUUCAUGGGCCCCUGUAAAUACUAUCGGGCAGGAUCCUCCUUGUGCUCGACGUCGACAUUGUUGUCUUGCUGUAAACUCGUUUAUCUACAUUUUCGGAGGAAGUUGCCCAUUGCCCCAAGCCACUGACUCUGAAGCACAUCAUUUAAUGGAGAUGAAUGAUCUAUUCGUUAUUGAUCCGAACAGAACUUUGCGCUCUAUGGCAUUGCGAACAGUAUUAAAUUAUAAAUUAGAUACCAGUACACUCACUACUGCUCUCGCACAGGAGGUUGAAAGCUAUAGUACUGAAAACGAUCUCAUCUGUACCCAGCUCAAUAAGUUAGAUUUAAAAUCAGACGAAGACGAUCACCUGUCAACAUAGCUUUGUAGUUGAACUGCAUGUCAUUCACAAUCAUUCAUUCAUCUCAAAUAAACGACGAAUAUUCAUAUUCAACAAAAAAA
Tetranychus urticae (two-spotted spider mite) is the source of this 1379-nucleotide messenger RNA. Its product is annotated as kelch domain-containing protein 3. Lineage: Eukaryota; Metazoa; Arthropoda; Arachnida; Trombidiformes; Tetranychidae. Gene Ontology annotation, cellular component: cytoplasm. Gene Ontology annotation, molecular function: protein binding; chromatin binding. The record is from RefSeq and is a predicted model, not a curated record.